Messenger RNA from Symbiodinium pilosum, 807 nucleotides. NCBI's taxonomy places the organism in Eukaryota, Dinophyceae, Suessiales, Symbiodiniaceae. The record is from the annotation of a GenBank genome assembly.
AUGGUCCUCUCUGAGGCGCAGACGCUGGCGGUCCAGCAACUGAGGCUCCAGCUAACCUCACCGGAGAGUGCUGCCAAGCAUGUUUCUGAAGCAGAGAGGGACCGGCGUAUGGCCCAUCUUAAGAGCACAUUGGUGGGCCUCAGCAUAGAAGGGCCGAUGGAGCCAGGGAGGAAAGUGCUGGAUGAGUGCGCUCAUCAGGAAGCCACCGGGCAAUUGAAAUACUUGCCGCCGGAGAAGUGUGUCAGCAGGAUGCACGAAGCCGUGUCAUGGGCCGAGUACGAUCGCUAUGUGACCAGGCUUUUUGCCCACCUUCACCGAGAAGCGCCCCCAGGGUUUGGGCGAGUGUCGGUGAGUCAGAUAGUGGAAGCCGAUAGGAAAGUCUUUUCCAAGCUCAUUGAGCAGGAUGUGAAACCCCAGAAGGCGGGGGAUGGGUCGUAUCCACUUGACAAAGCACUGGGUGAGGCUCUCACUUCGUACGAAGUGUCCUUUUGUUUGAUGCACCUCCCCCUCAAGGGCCCCAGUGCUCCGCCAGCGCGGCCCAACAAGCGAGGUCGUGAUGAGCAGCCAAGCAAAGGCCGAGGCCGUGGCCGUGCGUCCAGUAGCAAAGGCAAGGGCCACAGCAAGAGCUCGCCGUCAUGGGUUUCCAUCCCCAAGUUCAUCCGAGACAGAGGGGGAGUGGCCUCCUUGCCAAGCGGAGAAGCAGUCUGCUUUGACUUUAACAUCCAUGGGGACAAGUGCAAGUGCAAGCCCGACUCCUGUCCACGCAAGCAUGUGUGCGCCAAGUGCUUCGGAAACCACCCCCAUUAA